AUGGCUACUGAUCACAGCCAUGGACACGCUCGUGUCCCUAAUACUCUCGAGUGGCUUGCCAAGACAAAGAGGGGAGAUUACCUUGUACAGGUAGCGUGGCCGCUGUGUUGGGGUGAGGAUCGCGUUGCUGCUGAGAAUGAGGAGGUCAACUUGGUCUACCUUGUCGAUGGAAAUGCAUAUUUCUUCACAGCUGUUGAUGUGUCUCGCCGUCUGGAGUACCUCAACAGCACAAGAACUGUUCUUGUAGGCAUCGGGUACCCGCCCAGUAAAUAUAUCUACGACUUCCGCCGGGGUCCAGAUCUUACACCACCAGCCGAUGAGUAUGACAUGCCACUCGACAGAUAUGGCAAGCCUCGCACCGACAUCUCAUUCGGCGAGGCCAAUGAAUUCCUCGAUUGGAUCAAGGCCGACAUUAUGCCCUACGUCGAGGACAAGCUCUUCCCCAAGGCUAACCUGCACACCGGUCGCAAAGCCCUCUUUGGACAUUCAUACGGCGGCAUCUUCACACUCAACACCAUGUUCACCCAGCCAGAGCUCUUCAACACAUACAUCGCCGCCAGUCCCGUGAUCUGGUGGAACAAGGACUUUUUGAUCCGCGAGCGAGAGACUGCUUUCCUGGCGCGUGACAAGCCCGUUGAUCCUCCAUUCUCGCUAGCUCUCACCUGGGGCACUGGGAAGUCAGACCUGGUGAGAGAGCCUGACGAGUCUGAUGAGAGAUGGUACAAGAGGCAGAAUUGUGCCGAGGAUGAUAAGAUGAGAGACAGCGCGAAGGCUUUAGUGUCGCGCUUGGAUAAUUGUCCAAGUGUGAAGAAGAUCUGGACGCGCGAGUUUGAGGGUGAGGAUCAUGGAAGUGUGGCGGUGACAGGUCUUCAGCAGGGACUCAUGCAGUUCAUUCUUGGCAAGAUAUAA
Messenger RNA from Fusarium sp. VM40, 909 nucleotides. The record is from the annotation of a GenBank genome assembly. NCBI's taxonomy places the organism in Eukaryota, Fungi, Ascomycota, Sordariomycetes, Hypocreales, Nectriaceae.